AUGGGGAAUGGGCUAUCAGACCAGACUUCUAUCCUGUCCAACCUGCCUUCAUUUCAGUCCUUCCACAUUGUCAUUCUGGGUUUGGACUGUGCUGGAAAGACAACUGUCUUACACAGGCUGCAGUUCAAUGAAUUUGUAAAUACCGUACCUACCAAAGGAUUUAACACUGAGAAAAUUAAAGUAACCUUGGGAAAUUCUAAAACAGUCACGUUUCACUUCUGGGAUGUAGGUGGUCAGGAGAAGUUAAGGCCACUGUGGAAGUCAUAUACCAGAUGCGCAGAUGGCAUUGUAUUUGUUGUGGACUCUGUUGAUGUCAAAAGGAUGGAGGAAGCCAAAACUGAACUUCACAAAAUAACUAGGAUAUCAGAAAAUCAAGGAGUCCCUGUACUUAUAGUUGCUAACAAACAAGACUUGAGGAACUCAUUGUCUCUUUCAGAAAUUGAGAAAUUGUUAGCAAUGGGUGAACUGAGCUCAUCAACUCCUUGGCAUUUGCAGCCUACCUGUGCAAUCACAGGAAAUGGCCUAAAGGAAGGACUUGAGAAACUACAUGAUAUGAUCAUUAAAAGAAGAAAAAUGUUGCGGCAACAGAAAAAGAAAAGAUGGAUAUCAAUACCUAUUAUAUCUGUGUGGAGUAGGUUUUCUCUGGUCUGAUUUUGACAAAUAGAAGAGUGUCUACAACCUGGUUUGCCUGUCUGCCCUCCUGGAUGCUAUUAAAGCUAUGUUUUGUUGA
This is a messenger RNA of Mandrillus leucophaeus (drill), 730 nucleotides long. Its product is annotated as ADP-ribosylation factor-like protein 4A. The transcript has a single exon. Gene Ontology annotation, biological process: vesicle-mediated transport; intracellular protein transport. Gene Ontology annotation, cellular component: cytoplasm. The record is from RefSeq and is a predicted model, not a curated record. Lineage: Eukaryota; Metazoa; Chordata; Mammalia; Primates; Cercopithecidae. The coding region runs from base 1 to 651 and encodes 216 amino acids. Gene Ontology annotation, molecular function: GTP binding; GTPase activity.